This is a messenger RNA of Drosophila arizonae, 1407 nucleotides long. It is a transcript of the gene Rad17, whose product is annotated as Rad17 checkpoint clamp loader component. Gene Ontology annotation, molecular function: DNA clamp loader activity; chromatin binding. NCBI's taxonomy places the organism in Eukaryota, Metazoa, Arthropoda, Insecta, Diptera, Drosophilidae. The record is from RefSeq and is a predicted model, not a curated record. Gene Ontology annotation, biological process: mitotic DNA replication checkpoint signaling; DNA repair; DNA damage checkpoint signaling.
GCAAAUUGUAGACUUAACCGUGAAUGAGGAUACUGAUGGAGAGGCCAAUGCAGCGACACCAGCUGUGAGUGAAAAUUGGAUGGAUUGCUUUGCACCAAACACAAGCGAAGACCUGGCUGUACAUCCCAAGAAAGUUGGCGAUGUUCGCAACUGGUUGCAGCACUGCGAGGCGAUGCGAAAGAAGUAUCCGGCCCAGAUUUGUCUGCUGACGGGACCAGCAGGCUGCGGCAAAACGGCCACGCUUCGUGUACUGGCCCAAGAGAUGGGUUACGAGCUGCAAGAAUGGAUCAAUCCCACAGACUGCGAGGAGAUCAAUGCGUUGGGCGAUCAACCUAACGAGGGAACUUAUAUGGGCUCCCAGCUGCAGGCAUUCAAGAGCUUUUUACUGCGCGCCUCCCGCUACAAAUCGCUGCUGUCCACGGGGAACAAGCGAUUGCUACUUGUGGAGGACUUUCCAAAUUGUUUGUUAAAAGAUGCAACAGCCACAUUUGAGGAUUUGCUGGAUGAAUAUGCCAACUAUGGCAAAUCGCCGCUGGUCUUCAUAGUAGCCGACAGCAAAUCCCGUAUGCUCAACAUCAGCUACAAGCUGUUCACGGAUCAACUGAAGGCCAAGCUGCGCAUUGAACACAUUAGCUUCAAUUCCAUAGCAGCGACCAUUAUGCAAAAGUCCAUGAAGCGCUUUGCCACUCUGAUGCAGCAGCCCCAGCACAAAAGUCUAUAUAAAUUGCCCACGCAGACGGUUGUAGACUCGAUUGUGGUGUGCGCCCAAGGGGACAUUCGGAAUGCGCUGAUCAAUCUGCACUUUGGUUCGCUGAAAGGGGCGCCGGGCAUGGAAACCAAACAGCUGAAUGUUAGCGUUCCAAGCAAGGGGCGCAAACGGAAGGCAACAAAUACAUUAAAAUCCAUUGGACGGGAUGAGUCUAUAACAAUGAUGCAUGCGCUGGGUCGAGUUUUCAAUCCCAAAUAUACUGAAACUAAGGACAAGUGUCUGCUGCACAAUCCAGAGGACUUAGCUGAAGCCUUUUCCACAGAGCCAAAAAACUUUGUUAACUUUAUUCACGCCAACUACCUGCCGCAUUUCCAGAAUAUUGCCAAUGUCAAUUCCGCGCUCAACGAUAUUGGACUGGCAGACAUGCUGCUCCAAGAGUAUAGGGAUGAAUCGCUCUCCUUGGUGGGCCUUACCAUAGCCGUGCGUGGCUGCAUGGUGGCCAAUGUGACGCCUGUCUCAGGCUGGAUGCCUGUGCGCGGGCCCAAACGUCUUACGAUUGAGCCACAGCUGACGCCAGCGGAGCAAAGGCUACUAGGCGUGGCCAGUGGUGCCAUCUCUAAGCGCCUCUAUGCCAGCGAAUACAGCUCAUUUGUUAAACUGAUAGCGGAUAAAACCAACUAGGGAAGCUAAUUUAUAAA